AUGACGCCCGGCUUGUCGCUGCAGGAGCUGCAACAGGCUUUGGAGGCUGAAUGUCGAGUUUCCGCAGAGUUAAGGGCUGAACUGCAGAAAGCCAAAGAGGAGAUCCACACUUUGAGGGAAACCCUACGCUUGUACCAGCCGCUGUCAGGGUCCGCUGCAGAAUCCCCGCACGGUGCAACACAGCUGUCCGAGGUGAGAGCAAAUUCGUGGGCGGAAAGCGAGAAGGCAGAUCGCUUGACUCAAAGCGGAUCGCUUGAAGCAGAGAGCGCAGACACUGCUGCAAAGGGAUCGUACGUGAAGGCGGAAGGAAAGGUCUACUGGGUCAGCUAUGAGGAUCCGGAACAGCUCAUUCGGUUGCCUGCAAGACAUUCGUCAGAGAAAUCUGCAAGGCGCGAGAAAGCUUUCCGCUGGCUGAUGGGUUUGUCUCAAGGCUUGGGCGUCCAAAACCAAAGCAAUUUGGAUUUUGGGAUUGAUGCGGUGUGA
Messenger RNA from Cladocopium goreaui, 483 nucleotides. The record is from the annotation of a GenBank genome assembly. Lineage: Eukaryota; Dinophyceae; Suessiales; Symbiodiniaceae.